Molecule: messenger RNA, 969 nt
Organism: Dichotomopilus funicola
Lineage: Eukaryota; Fungi; Ascomycota; Sordariomycetes; Sordariales; Chaetomiaceae
Exons: 6
Coding region: 1-969 (322 amino acids)
Cellular component (GO): cytoplasm; nucleus
Molecular function (GO): RNA binding
Source: RefSeq, a predicted model, not a curated record
AUGUCUGUCGCUACUAAGAACCUCUUCGACCUCCUCGGUAACGACAUCGAGGGAGAUGAGCCCCCGCGCCCCCCUCUUCAGCCCGUCAACAAGACAUCCACCCACACGGCCAAGCGCAACACCGAUGGCUUACCUCCUUCCAAGGGCCCGGUAGCCACUGGUAACCGUCGGGGUGGUUCCAAGGUGGGCGGCAACGAGGCUGCUUUCCGCGACCCCACCGCUGGCCGUGACUUCAACCGUGGUAAGUCCACGGAUGAGGCUCCUCGUGGCGGCCGCCGUGGCGGCUUCCGUGGUGGCCGUGGUGGCAGGCGUGAGGACGGUGACCGUCACCAGUCCCGCAGCGCUAUCCACAGCAACUCGGAGAAGCAGGCUGCCCAGUCUUGGGGUGCCAACGAGGGCGAGGCCGAGCUGAAGGACGAGGAGGCCGGCGCUGAGAUUGCCCAGACCGAGCAGAAGGCCGAGGGCGAGGGUGCUGCUGAGGGCGAAGUCAGCGAGGAGCCCGAGGAGAAGCAUUACACCUACGACCAGUACCUUGCCCAGGUCGCCGAGAAGAAGGCUGCCCUUGCGGCCGAGCUCCAGGUCCGCGAGCCCAACGAGGGCGUGAAGGACGACAAGUGGAAGGAUUUCGCCGUUAUCAAGAAGGACGACGAUGAGGAGCUUUUCCCCGGCUCCGGCGGCAAGUCCAAGCGUGAGCGUGAGCGCAAGGUCAAGAACUACAUCGACAUCGACCCCCGCUUCCAGGAGCCUGAGCGCACUAGGGGUGGCCGUGGCGGUCGCGGUGGUGCUCCCCGCGGUGACGGUGGCCGUGGCCGUGGUGACGGUACCCGUGGCCGUGGCCGCGGUGCUCCCCGCGGUGAGUUCCGUGGUGCCCCCCGUGGUGGUGAGUUCCGUGGUGGCCGCGGCGGUCGCCAGGAGAACAAGCCCAUCAACACCGACGAUGAAGCUGCGUUCCCCAGCCUGGGUAGUUAA